GCUUUUGCGAAGAGGAAAUUUUCUUCAAGCUUUUGAUUCCUGAUCGUCACAAUGUCUCGAAUGCUGAGCAUUGAUCUACCAGAUAUUGAGAAUAUACUCACAUUAAAUCCACGUGUGAAGACUUGUGCAUCUCUGCGGUCGACAGCAACUACAAAGAUGGACAAAACUCAUUGGAAGCGCAAUGCCAGUAAAAAUUGCUCAAGCCAUGAGAAGCUGGAGAAUAAUUUUGAUGACAUCAAACACACCACUCUCAGUGAGCGAGGAGCACUUCGUGAAGCAAUGAGGUGCCUCAAAUGUGCUGAUGCUCCUUGUCAGAAGAGUUGUCCAACUAACCUGGACAUAAAGUCAUUUAUCACAAGCAUUGCAAAUAAGAACUACUAUGGAGCUGCCAAAGCCAUUCUGUCUGACAACCCCCUUGGUCUAACUUGUGGGAUGGUAUGCCCAACCUCUGACCUCUGUGUGGGAGGGUGCAAUUUACAUGCAACUGAAGAAGGAGCAAUUAACAUAGGCGGAUUACAACAGUUUGCCACAGAGGUGUUCAAAGAGAUGAAAAUUCCUCAGAUUCGGAAUCCAUCAUUUCCACCUUCUGAAGAAUUACCUGAGAGCUUCCAUGCUAAAAUAGCCCUAAUUGGAUGUGGACCUGCCAGUAUCAGUUGUGCUUCUUUUUUAGCUCGAUUGGGCUAUUCAGACAUCACAAUAUUUGAAAAACACGAAUAUUUGGGAGGUUUGAGCACGUCAGAGAUACCUCAAUACAGAUUGCCUUAUGAUGUUGUCAAGUUUGAGAUCAAGCUGAUGAAAGACCUUGGUGUGAAGAUUGUCUUUGGCAAACGUUUGGGAAUUGGAGGAAUGACUCUGGACACGUUGAAGCGAGAUGGAUAUGAAGCAGCCUUCAUUGGUAUAGGUUUACCAGAGCCAAAGAGAGAUCACAUCUUUGAAGGCUUAACAGUGGAACAUGGCUUCUACACAUCCAAGGAGUUCCUGCCUCUUGUUGCAAAAGCUAGCAAACCAGGGAUGUGUGCCUGUCAGUCUAGUCUGCCAUCAAUAAAAGGCACAGUUCUUGUACUUGGUGCUGGAGAUACUGCCUUUGACUGUGCUACAUCUGCAUUACGUUGUGGAGCUCGCCAUGUGUUUGUGGUUUUUAGAAAAGGAUUUACCAAUAUCAGGGCUGUCCCAGAGGAGAUGGAGCUAGCAAAAGAAGAAAGAUGUGAGUUUUUGCCUUACAUGUCACCAAGAAGGAUUAUUCUGAAAGGUCAGCACAUUUCUGCAAUUGAGUUUGUUCGUACAGAGCAGAAUGAUGUUGGAGAUUGGAUUGAAGAUGAAGACCAAGUUAUUCGCUUAAAAGCAAACAUUGUCAUCAGUGCAUUUGGCUCCAUUCUGAGUGAUCCUUCAGUGAAAGAGGCCAUGACUAACAUCAGGUUUAACAGAUGGGGCUUCCUGGAUGUUGACACAGAGACCAUGCAGACGAGCGAGCCUUGGGUUUUUGCAGGUGGUGACAUCGCCGGUUUGGCUAACACCACCGUCGAGUCUGUGAAUGACGGAAAACAGGCAUCAUGGCACAUUCACAAAUAUUUGCAGGAUGUAGUGACCAAUGUUUCUCCAAGAAUUUUACGUGGAAUGACCUCUGGCCCUGUCUAUGGCCCAGGACAAAGCUCCUUUCUUAACAUUGAACUCAUCAGUGAGAAGACAUGUGCAUACUGGUGCAAAAGCAUUACUGAAUUAAAGGCUGAUUUCCCAAAUAAUACUGUUAUUGCCAGCCUCAUGUGCACUUACAACAAGAAUGAUUGGACAGAACUUUCAAAAAUGGCAGAGGAUGCUGGUGCCGAUGCCUUGGAAUUAAACUUGUCUUGCCCACAUGGCAUGGGAGAAAGAGGAAUGGGCCUCGCCUGUGGACAGGAUCCAAAGCUGGUGCGAAACAUCUGCCGUUGGGUACGACAAGCUGUUAAGAUUCCAUUCUUUGCCAAGCUGACCCCGAAUGUCACAGACAUUGUAAACAUAGCGUCGGCGGCUCAGGAAGGUGGUGCAAAUGGUGUUACAGCAACAAACACUGUCUCUGGGCUGAUAGGCGUACUUGCAGAUGGUACACCAGUGCCUGCUGUUGGUAGAGACAGGCGAACCACAUAUGGUGGUGUGUCUGGAACUGCAAUAAGGCCAAUAGCUUUACGAGCAGUAUCUGCUAUCGGUAAGGCCAUACCAGGAUUUCCAAUUCUAGCUGCUGGCGGGAUUGAUUCAGCUGAGUCAGGACUACAGUUUCUGAAUUGUGGUGCCUCUUUAUUGCAGGUAUGCAGUGCUGUUCAGAAUCAGGACUUCACAUUAAUUGAAGACUAUUGCACGGGAUUGAAGGCACUAUUGUAUUUAAAAAACAUUAAAGAGCUGCAAAAUUGGGAUGGACAGAGCCCGCCAACAACAUCUCACCAGAAAGGAAAACCGGCACCUAAAAUUGCUGGUAUAAUUGGACAGCAUUUGCCCAGUUUUGGCCCCUACCUGGAGAAACGUAAGAGGAUUAUAGCAGACCAUAAACUGAAACAGAAGGAGCUGAAUGAGAUGUAUCAGGACCCUGAUGAAACACCAUAUACAGUCAAGAAGCCCAUUCCAAGAGUUCAGGAAAUAAUUGGUAGAACUCUGCCACAUAUUGGAGCCUAUGGUGUCCUGAAUAACAAGGAGCACGUAGUAGCUUUGAUUGAUGAAGAAAUGUGCAUUAACUGUGGAAAAUGCUACAUGACUUGUAAUGACUCUGGUUACCAGGCCAUAACCUUUGACCCUGAGAAACAUGUUCCUCAAGUUACUGCUGACUGCACCGGCUGUACUCUUUGCUAUAGUGUCUGUCCCAUCAUUGAUUGCAUUACAAUGAUUCCCCGUUUAACACCUUAUGAACCAAAGAGAGGUAUUCCGUUGGCUGUCUGACAAGUUUGUUGAGUUGACAUGGUCCAGCAGUGAAACAUGAUUUAACAUCCAUAUCUACCUAAAAGCAUUGAUUUAGUCAUUCAGUCUAUAGCAUGAUAAAUUACUGUUAUUUCCAAAGUAUUGAUUUUUACUUACUAAUCCGAGUUGCAGCGACCUUGCAUUCUACAAUUAGCUAACUACGA
This is a messenger RNA of Rhincodon typus (whale shark), 3083 nucleotides long. RefSeq names its product dihydropyrimidine dehydrogenase a, tandem duplicate 1 (gene dpyda.1). NCBI's taxonomy places the organism in Eukaryota, Metazoa, Chordata, Chondrichthyes, Orectolobiformes, Rhincodontidae. Gene Ontology annotation, cellular component: cytosol; cytoplasm. The record is from RefSeq and is a predicted model, not a curated record. The transcript has 22 exons. The coding region runs from base 52 to 2901 and encodes 949 amino acids. Gene Ontology annotation, molecular function: NADP binding; dihydropyrimidine dehydrogenase (NADP+) activity; iron-sulfur cluster binding. Gene Ontology annotation, biological process: thymine catabolic process; uracil catabolic process.